Molecule: messenger RNA, 885 nt
Organism: Penicillium paradoxum
Lineage: Eukaryota; Fungi; Ascomycota; Eurotiomycetes; Eurotiales; Aspergillaceae
Product: putative TFIID and and SAGA complex TAF10 subunit
Exons: 2
Coding region: 1-885 (294 amino acids)
Biological process (GO): transcription initiation at RNA polymerase II promoter
Cellular component (GO): nucleus; transcription factor TFIID complex; SAGA complex
Molecular function (GO): promoter-specific chromatin binding; RNA polymerase II general transcription initiation factor activity
Source: RefSeq, a predicted model, not a curated record
AUGUAUGUCGCGCCAUUGAUUGGCUUUGUACUUGGAAGUCUGCAGCCCAAUCUCAAAGGGACAAAUACUUGCAGGGGUUCUCCGCCGAUAUUUGCCCAUCAUGGCCGACUCUCAAUCGCAACCUCCUCAACCCACCCCCCGAACGGAUCACAUGAGCAUCCUCCGUCUCAAGAAGAUAACAUCAAAACCGAGCCUGAUCUGGAUGCUUCCAUCGACAAGGACAUCGAGAUGAAUACCGAGAACCAGAACGGUGCGAACGCGAACGCCGGCGCGCCUGGGCAAGACCCCAUGGCCCCCGCGCCUGAACCCUCCAAGAAGGAAACAAGCUUGCGCGAGUUCCUCAGCAAAAUGGAUGACUAUGCACCCAUUGUGAGUAACCUUAAAAAUCUCUCCGAGUUUGCCCUCAUCCUCCGAAUCAAAAACCAGAAGCUAAUCUUCAACCUCCAGAUCCCCGAUGCAGUCACCGCUCACUACCUCACUCUCGCCGGCCUCCCACCCCCAGGCACAGGCCCCGGCCAAACCCCACCUCACCUGGCACGCCUGCUCGCGCUCGCAGCGCAGAAGUUCGUCUCCGACAUCGCCGCAGACUCGUACCAGUUUGCCCGUAUCCGCGCCUCUAACAGCUCCUCCGCCAACAACCCCAUCGGCAGUCUAGCGGCCGCAUCUGGGCUCGGUGCUCCGGCCGGCGCAGGCGGUGCGCCAGCUCCCGGUGACGGCACAAAGGGCGGCAAAGCGAACACCCACCUCGGCAUCCAGCGACCUGGGUUUGGAGGCGGUGGUUCCGGCGGCGCAGGUCAGGGCCGUACUGUAUUGACGAUGGAGGAUUUGGGCAUGGCGGUUUCGGAAUAUGGAGUCAGCGUGAAGCGAGGCGAGUUCUACAGGUAG